Messenger RNA from Anolis carolinensis (green anole), 11706 nucleotides. RefSeq names its product arkadia (RNF111) C-terminal like ring finger ubiquitin ligase 2C (gene ark2c). Lineage: Eukaryota; Metazoa; Chordata; Lepidosauria; Squamata; Anolidae. Gene Ontology annotation, biological process: positive regulation of BMP signaling pathway; motor neuron axon guidance. The transcript has 8 exons. The record is from RefSeq and is a predicted model, not a curated record. Gene Ontology annotation, molecular function: ubiquitin protein ligase activity; zinc ion binding. The coding region runs from base 379 to 1413 and encodes 344 amino acids. Gene Ontology annotation, cellular component: nucleus.
AGGGGAGGGGAGAGGCAGGGAGAGAGCGAGCGAGAGAGCGAGAGAGAGAGUCCGUCCCUGCCCCCGCUCCGCCUCCCAUUGGCCGCCCUUCCCUUUGUGUGCCAGGCAGCUGCAGCCCCAGCUCCACAUUUGAAUGUAUGGUGGGGCCGGGGCGCGCAGCCUUCCUUUCCAUGGGCCAUCUGUCUUCCUCUGACCCUCAGCAGCAGCAGCAGCAGCAGCGGCACCGGCCUCGGCAGUGGCCUCGGCCCCGGGCGCAGCGGGAAGAGCAGGAGCCCCGGACGCCGCCUUCCUCGCCUCCUCCUCCGCCUCCUCCUCCUCCUCCUCCGCCUCGGGAAAGAGGAGCCACCGACUCCGGGGCAGGCAGCUGAGGCAGGCAGCAUGGUUCUGGUCCACGUCGGCUAUCUUGUUCUUCCAGUGUUUGGCUCUGUGCGAAACAGAGGCGCUCCUUUUCAAAGGUCUCAGCAUCCUCAUGCUACCUCCUGCCGGCACUUCCACCUGGGCCCCCAGCCACAGAUCUCCGCAGACUUCCCCCUGCCUCAUGCCGUCCAGCCUCACAUGGCAACCGCUCACCAGCACAGCAACCCGCUGCACCCGCCCUUAACGCCUCUGCCUGCCCUGCCAUUCCAGGACGUGACGGGACCCUCUUUCCUACCUCAGGCCCUUCACCAGCAAUACCUCCUCCAGCAGCAGCUCCUCGAGGCCCAGCACCGCCGACUCAUGCCUCAUCCCAGGCGGACUCAGGAGCGCAUGUCUGUCCAACCUCAUCGGUUACAUCCAAGCUUUGAAUUUGGCCAUCAACUCCAGACUUCUCAACCUGUGGGACCCCAGCCCAGAUACUUAGCUGAAGGAACAGACUGGGAUCUCAGCGUUGAUGCUGGCCUGACUCACAACCAGUUCCAGGUCAGGCCGGUUCCACAGCAUUAUCAGCAUUAUUUAGCGACGCAAAGGAUGCAUCACUUUCCACGAAACACAUCAUCAACACAAAUGGUUGUUCAUGAGAUUAGGAACUACCCAUAUCCUCAGCUUCAGCUGCUUGCUCUUCAGGGACUGAAUCCAAACAGACACACAUCUGCAGUGAGGGAAAGUUAUGAAGAGUUGUUGCAACUGGAAGACAGGCUGGGCAGUGUGAACAGGGGGGCUGUGCAAAACACCAUUGAGCGGUUCACUUUCCCACACAAGUACAAGAAGAGGAGACCGCAGGGAAGCAAAGCUGAGAAGGAAGAUGGGGAGGAGUCGGAUACCGAUGAGAAAUGCACAAUCUGUCUCUCGAUGCUUGAAGAUGGCGAGGACGUGAGGCGUUUACCUUGUAUGCACCUAUUUCACCAAGUAUGUGUGGACCAGUGGCUAGCGACCAGCAAGAAAUGCCCCAUCUGCCGAGUGGACAUUGAAACACAGCUUGGAUCCGACAGCUGAAAAGAGUCGAUGCGAGGAGGUGUCCUCUCUCUUUUUGGGUCCUUCCUGGGGCUGUACAGCUCCCUGCAGCAAAAUGUUUGCCUUCUGAGCCAUUUGAUUAUUUUUUGAAGAACGCCUGCAAGCACAUUCACAGAUUAUUAUAAAAAUUAUUAAAUAAUGAAGAAGAUGAAGACGAUGAAGAAGAGGAGGAGAAGAUUAUAUUUGGUGGUUCUCAAUGUCUUGACGAGAUAGGAGGAGAUCCAAGCAGCCGCUGCAGCCGAAACGCGUGGAAGCGCGGCUGGAACGCCGAGCGGAAAAGAGUUAGUUGUGGAAACGAAGGUACCUAGUGCUCUAGUCCUGGCCUCUCAAUCCUGCUUCUCAAAGGGAUUGUAUAUAUAUACCUCUCAAAUAAGUAGAAACACAUUAGGGGUUCUUUAGCUAUUUCUAUGGAUGGCUGCUGAAGCAUGUACGCUUAAGAAACGUCGUCUUUUGAUGCCCCGUCAUCUUGUGGUGGAUAUGUCGCUGUUACCUAACCUGCACCAAACAUUGCAUUGGGGUUCUUGAAAUGCUUUUGUUAUUUUCCAUAAGAUUCCUUACUUUGGUGCCUGGCUAAAGCCAUAUAUAUAUAUAUAUAUAUAUAUAUAUAUAUAUAUAUAUAUAUAUAUGCGCGUGGGAGAGGGUAAAUUCAUUCCUUGGUUUCGUGAAAAGAGGAGGGGAAAGUUCCUGUUUACACGGAGAAAACGAAAAUUACAUCUUUCCCCUCCUUUUCCCCUAGCAGAAUUGAUUGACACAGGAUCAAGUUUGAUAGAAUGUAAAAACACGGGGGAGGAGGUUGAAAUAAUCGGAAGGAAAUUUGGUUAGGAGGUGGAAUGAGAAUAGGAAGUCUUUUUCCUUUAUAUCUUCCGGUGCUGGAUGCACGAAUUUGGGCACAAACUUAGACUGAGGUUGAUUUCAUAUCCUGCAUGCGAAUGGUGUACCUCCCAAGAAAGGACUAGAGCAGGGGUGGACAGAUGGUGGACCAUUGGCCACAUGGGCCCCUUUGGACAUUUUUAUGUCCCCAAGGGUCUCUCAUAAGCAAAAAUAUUUAUUUCCAUUUUUUUGCACUAAAGUGCCCUCAAAUAGGGGCUGUGAAGGGCAUUUCCACCACCUUUUGGUAGCCCCCCCCCCAAAAAAACCCUUUACUUCCUGAGUGGGAGAUGGUUGAACUGGAUAGCCCUUCUGGUCUCUUCCAACCUUAUGGUAAUAUUCUAUGAUUAUAGAGGUGAUCAUAGUAUAGACCACAGUCCACAUGGGAUCUCUUGGCUAAUUUUUGUGACACCCAGGGGAUCAAAAAAUAAAGUUUUCAAAAUGACCUCAAAUACCAUCCAGGUUCUUCCUGGGCUUCAAAACAAAACUUCUACAAAAAAAUUCCCAAACAAAUUUGGACUGAAAACACGCCCUUAAAGGAGAGCAUGUAUGGGACAUUCCAACACAUUUUGGUCCAUUGUGGGCCAAUUUAGGCCCAAAAGAAGAUAUUUUUUCAAGCAUGAAGAGACUUCUGUUUUGUUAAACUAUAUGUCUCUCCUGAAUGUAAAAUGUCCCAGGAAGACCCCAAGACAUUAUGAAGACAUUGGCCUUAUAGGGAAUUCGGUUGCAUUUAUUGUUUUGAAGGAAUGGCUAUAGUCCUCCAUGUCCUUUUGGAAGCUUAUAUGGCUGGCUGCCAUUCUACAAUUUCCCACCCCUGGAUUAGGGUCUUUCUUUUCAAGAUGUCUCAGAGCAGCCUUUAAUAUCAGCUUUUGAGCAUCUUUGCCAAUGAGCUCCAAAGUCAACCUUAUUUGACUCCAUUUCCAUUGGUAAUGAAUGGACCUGAAUUUUUGACCUGGAAGGUCUGAUUUUAAGAAUAUUUGGCUGGAAGGCCAUUUUGCCACUGCACCAUGAGGCUAGAAAGGAGAAGCAACCUUAAUCUAGAUUUGCGCAUGAAAUGUGUGGGUGUUUAAGACCCAUGGGUUGUGUUAGUAGAGGAUUGCACCCAUAGGAACUGGCUGAAAGAGGAGCAUGAAAGGCCACAAGAAAUGAAUUAUGCCUUCUCUUGACACAACGGAAAAGCACAAGUCCCAUUCUCCAGAGCACCCAGAAUGGGACCUUUAGGCCAUAUCUUGCCUGUUCGUCUUUCUACCUUAAUUCCUAAACUUGCAAAAGGCAAAUUAGGAAAUUCUCCAUCAGAUCCCAUAAACUCUUCCAGAAGUGUUCCUCUCUCUUCACUGUCUCAGCAUCCCUGAGAGUAAAGAAAGUCCGGGGACCGACUGUGCAAAGCAGCCACCUUCUUUACUUCCAAAUCUUGUGUUUUUAGGGAGAGUUCAGAAAGAAAGAAACAAAAAACAAGUUAUACAAAAAACGAUCGCUCAAGAAAAACUGGGAAAUGUUUGCUUUAAGCUACUGUUUGUUUUGGUGGUUCUUCUUCCAGUGCCCUGUAGCUGUGGGUAGUAACACAACGGGAAGCCAAAGACCUUGGAGUCCAAAUGUACAUGGCAAAAAUAUUUUCACAAUCAUACUGUUUGGUACCUGGAAGAAAUUUUAGGUUUUUGUAAAAUUACAGGAUUAAGCUUUGAUCAUGAAAGGAAAAUGCCAAUAUACAUGUAAAGUCAGAUCGUAAACAAUGGUUGGUGCCAACAAAGUCAAUGUGAUUAUAAUAAUAAUAAUAUAUAUGAUACAUCGCUGCCACUACAGUAUGAACCUGCUUUUGAAACCAUCAACUAUGUAAUAUACUUACUCGCCUAAAUCCUUUAGUUAAAUCCUGAGGAGAGCAAAUGUCAUUGAAUCAAUAGGAUUUACCUCUGUGUCGGAGUCCUCGGUGGCGCAAUGGGUUAAACCCUUGUGCUGGCAGGACUGCAGACCAAAUCACUGGCAGUUCAAAUUCAGGGAGAGGGGUGAGCUCCCGUCUGUCAGAUCCAGCUUCCUAAGCGAGGACAUGAGAGAAGCCUCACACAGAUGGCAUCCCCUGGGCAACGUCCUUACAGACUUCCAAUUCUCUCACACCAGAAGUGACUUGCAGUUUCUCAAGUUGCUCCUGACACAAAAAAAAAUCUCUGUGUUGACCCAUCAGACAACAAUUGAUUCAAUGGAUCUGCUAUGGUUGGGAUUAACCUACAGGAUUUUGACUAUUAUCCUGGAUAAAUGGGGUAGAGGAGAGGUUGUCAUGGAAAUUCAGGGGCAGAGAUAUUGUCCUUUUAAUGGUUGUGUAUGCCAACCAACACUUGCUGAAAUCCUCUCUUUGAUAAGACACAACAUAGUGUAGUGUAAACAUUAGACUUCAACUCUGGAAACGAGGGUUCAAAUUUUUGCUUGGCCAUGGAAAUCCAUUGGGUGACCUUGGACAAGUCACACUCUUUCAUCCUCUGAGGAAGAGAUAAACAAUGCCUCUUAGAACUAGUCUUGCCAGAAAGCACUAUGGUAGGGGGUUGCCUUAUGGUUGUCAUAAGUCAGAAACGACUUGCCCAAAGUUGUCCAGUGUCAUGGCCAAAUGGGGAUUUGAAUUCUGGUCUCCAUAAUUAUUACCUUUUUUGAGUGAGAAAACCCCCAUGGAUAUAAUAUAUAUUUGCCUGUACAUUUUGACCUGUCAGGCAAAAAACAGCAGAUGAGAAGCAGGACUCUUUUUUAAAUUAAAGGAAUCCUAACCUGGCUUUUUUGUCACCAGCGAUGAGAGAUUGUGGGAUUUGGAGUCCAACGACAUUUGGCACCUCCUUGUUUGAGAAUCUCUGCUUGCGAAUCCUGCAGGAAAUGCUUUCAGCAUCAACAUGCCAAAUGUUUGCAUGGGAAAAAAAAAGAUCGAUUAGGGUGGAGAAAUGAGCAUUUACUGUUUCCUUUCUUUUGUGGUUUAUUAAAAGAAACCAGUCUUUGGGAAGGAAGCCAGACAGAUCUUCCAAUCUAAGUGCUUAAAAGCUUAGGUGAAAGUAUUAGAUUCAUUCAUAUAUAUAUAUAUAUAUGAAAUUUGUGUAAUAAAUUAAGCACACUUUAAAAAAAAAAACCUGGUGAAGCAAAGCACCAAAUUCUCACUGAUUUUUUUUUCCUGGAGCGAAUGAGCGAGAGAUAGCAACUUGUACAAGCGAAUGCAUGCAAUUGCAAAACUUCUCUGCACCGCAUUAGAUGCCACCAGGUUUGCAGUGAAACGUCUUGUGCGAAUGAGAAUGUCGAAUGGUCUUAAAUAAAUAAUAUCUCAAAACAAACAAACAAACAAACACAUCGAUAGUUUACAGGGUUUUGUGAGUUUAAAUGCCUUAUAUUUAACAAUCAUAAUUUAUGACUAACUUGUAGAUAUUGUGGGUUCUUAUUUAAUUAUUUUUAUAGUUGGGUUGGCUUCCUUUGGUUUUUUUUGCAUUUUUAAUUAUAAUUUAUUUAUUUAGAGAUGAAUACUAAUUUUUAAAAGAAUUGCUCCUCUAUUACCUCAUAAUAUUUUUUUUUUGGUUGUUGUUGUUUCUCGGCAUAAUUUCUGGGAAUGGAAUGCUUUGCAUGCGUCGGUACUUUUCGAAGAAUGAAAAAAAAUUAACAAAGAGUGGGGCACAUUUACCGUUACAAAAACAAAAAAAUAUAUAUUCAGGGUGUGUGAUGACAAAUUGUAUUACUUGUGGUGCUGUUACCUUGGAGACAUUCCAUACAAAAAACAAAAAACAAAAAUGCAAACCUUUGAUUCUGUAUGCUGUGAUAUAGUGGAAAAUCUGCAAUAUAGUGACCGUGUUUUAACACACACACAAACACAUGCACACAUUGAAACACACACACACACACAUAUAUAGAUAUAGAUAUAUAUGAAUAUUAUUUGCACUCAUGAUCAAAUUAUGAUGAUCCACUCACUCCUGCCUUUCUUUUUAAUUUUUAUUUUGUUUCUCUUGUGUUGCAUUAAGGGGAAAAUCGUAAUCUGUAAAAUGAAAUAGGAGCAGGGCUCUUUCGGAAAGCUUUCGAUUAAAUACCAAAAAGCAAUGUUCCUUCUCCUCCAGAGGAUUUAUGCAGAAACAACGGCUACCAAAAUGACAGAAUUCACAUCCAGCCAGGGCAGGAGAAGCAUCGCUCUGUGGAUAAAUGCUAAAUGCACAAAAUGUUUACAGAAAUUGUUGCAAAGCAUAAUUAGAAAGAUUGAUCCAUAUUAUAGUCAGUGAUAUAUAUAUCAUCUCUGAAGAAGGGUUAUUAUGCCUAACUGUAAGUCAGUGGGAAACAGGAUGCAUGCAAUCAAUGCCAAGCUGAAAAGGAGAAGAAAAGCAGUGGUAACUCAAAGACUUAGGAGGCAGGCAGAAAUACAAUGGGUAUCCUAAUAGUAACCCUUUCCUUACAGCAUUUCCACCAGAUGCCUAGCUGCUAGAACGUAUUUCUAUGUGUGUGCCUUUGUCCGCUUUCUGCCUGUUUCUUACCUGCCUUAAAUUAUUUGCUACUGAUCAAGCCAUUCCUAUUAUUUAUUUAUUGUAGCUUUACACUGAUUGUACUGUAUACCCUCUAACUGCCACGGUUUGGCAAGAUCAGUCCUGAUUAAUCCUCUGUCACCCAGGUCACAUCUACACAGACCAUUUGGGUCAUUGUAAAACCAGAUCAGCUCUCUGGUGGUCAAACAGCACACUGAGCUGAUGUGAAUUAAUGUAGGGCAAGGCCACCUUGACACAUCCUUAAUCUGGGGUAAUGUAGGGCAAGGACACCUUAACACAUCCUUGAUCCGGGGUAAUGUAGAUGAGGCCACCCUGACACAUCCUUAAUCCGGGGUAAUGUAGAUGAGGCCACCCUGACACAUCCUUAAUCCGGGGUAAUGUAGAUGAGGCCACCUUGACACAUCCUUGAUCCGGGGUAAUGUAGGGCAAGGCCAACUUGACAUCCUUAAUCCGGGGUAAUGUAGGGCAAGGCCACCUUGACACAUCCUUGAUUUGGAGUAAUGUAGAUGAGGCCACCUUAACACAUCCUUGAUCCGGGGAAAUGUAGAUGAGGCCACCUUAACACAUCCUUGAUCUGGGGUAAUGUAGGGCAAGGCCAACUUGACACAUCCUUAAUCCGGGGUAAUGUAGGGCAAGGCCACCUUGACACAUCCUUGAUCCGGGGUAAUGUAGAUGAGGCCACCUUAACACAUCCUUGAUCCGGGGUAAUGUAGGACAAGGCCAACUUGACACAUCCUUAAUCCGGGGUAAUGUAGGGCAAGGCCACCUUGACAUAUCCUUGAUCCAGGGUAAUGUAGAUGAGGCCACCUUAACAUGCCCUUGGUCUGGGGUAAUGGAGGGCAAGGCUCUCUUAACACAUCCUUGAUCUGGGGUAAUGUAGAUGAGGCCACCUUAAUAUGUCCUUGAUCUGGGGUAAUGUAGGGCAAGGACACCUUGACACAUCCUUGAUCCGGGGUAAUGUAGGGCAAGGCCAACUUGACACAUCCUUAAUCCGGGGUAAUGUAGGGCAAGGCCACCUUGACAUAUCCUUGAUCCGGGGUAAUGUAGAUGAGGCCACCUUAACAUGCCCUUGGUCUGGGGUAAUGGAGGGCAAGGCUCUCUUAACACAUCCUUGAUCUGGCACAAAGUAGGGCAAAGCUGCCUUAACACGUCCUUGAUCUGGGACAAUGUAGGACAAGGGCACCUUAACAUGCCCUUGAUCUGGGAUAAUUUAGGGCAAGGCCACCUUAACAUAUUCCUGCCUCAUGUUAGAGAACAUCUGUAUUCUGUCCUUAAAUUCAAACUAUCCCUGACUUUGGGUCUGUGGGAACAGUUGAGCUGAUUCUGAAAUGGAACUGGCUUCAACUGUCCCCAAUGUCAUCCUGUAUUUUCCAGACUUGGGGGCAUGUGGGAACACUUUCACUCCUGCCCUCCAUAAUGUGAUGGUCUCCGUCCAUGACGCAUGAUCUAUCAGAUGUCAUGUGUCGCUCCAGCUUCUGUCAGUGUCCCAUUGCUCCAUCUAAAGCGAUGAGGUUUUGGCCUUCAACUCCCAGAAAUCCUAACAUCUGGUAAACUAGCUGGGAUUCCUGGUAUCUGUAGUCCAAAACACCUGGGGACCCACAGGUUGAGAACCACUGAUCUAAAGUCACUUGUAUGAAAUGGCCAACAAGUGAGAUCUGUCUCUCAGCCAGAGACCACUACAACAGAGAGAGGGGAAUGGGAAAGGUGGGCAUCCAGCGGGGCCAAGCCAUGUUUGGUGCUUCUGGGUAAUGGGAGCUCCAUCCUUCCUCCAUGGCACUCAGGGACUGCCUGUGUGGCCCAUACUCAUUGCCGAUUUAGAAUACGACAUGCCAGUUCAUCCUUGAAAUAUCGGUCAGUGCAGACCUGUCCUUAGCUUUUCUUACUCCCAUUUUUCAAUCUUGUCUUCAGCUUGCUUUAGUUGUUGCAAGCUGAAUUAAAGAGGAAAAGUAGAUUUAACUACUCAACUUAACUGGACAGGAGAGGAGGAGCAGGGUCUUGCUCUUCUCCUUAAAGCAGGAGUGAGCAACUGUGGAUGACAUUAACCCCUUAUGAGAUUUUGGAGAGCCACACCUACACUCAUAAAAUAUCACUUUUUGCCCCGAAAUAGGUCCAGAGGAGAGUUUCUCAAACUGUGCUCCUCCAGAUGUUUUGGACUUCAGCUCCCACAAUUCUUAACAGCUGGUAAGCUGGCCAGGAUUUCUGGAGCUGAAGUCCAAAACACCUGGAGGAGCACAGUUUAAGAAACACUGGUCUAUAGGAUACUGGAGUAUGUUGUGAGCUUCAGAGUCUCUCUUAGCCUUAAAUUGUUCCAGAGGUCUAGAAGGUGUGAUGGAAAAUGUCCCUCAUGCCCAUUUUAGAGCAUUCUGGGGCAAAGAAUCUCUAAAUGUGGUGGAAAUCUAUUUCAGACACACCAAUGUGCAUUUGGGGUAUUCUGAAAUGGGGUGAGUGCCAUUAAACACAUAUCUUUAAUGUUACAUGUGGCCCAUGAGUCACAUCUUGUCCAUCCUUGUGAAAGACUCAGGCUAAUAUAAUAAUAAUAAUAAUAAUAAUAAUAAUAAUAAUAAUAAUAAUAAUAAUAAUACAACAUCACACAGUCCUAGACACUUGGUAAGUGUUUGACUUGUGAUUUUGUGAUACGAAAUCCAGCAUAUCUAUUCUGUUUGCUGUGUCAUAUAAUAAUAAUAAUUUAUUUCUUACCUGCUUCUCCUCAAGUCUCUAACUGCUGCUGCUUCUCCUUACUUAUGAGUUCUUAUCUUUGGUCAUAUUGACCACACUCUGAUGUUGCUUGGCUCCAUGUGUCCUGAUUUUCAUCUGUCAAAUGUUAGAGGCAAUGGCACCAAGUAUUAUGACAUCUCUAUGGGAGGAAUGUGCUAACCAUGUCCCUCCUUAACGUAUUUCCCUCAACCUCCGUAUGUGCAAAGCAUCUGAAGAAGAAGGCUUGUUCUCUGUGAGGAUACUCAGCAUAUGAUUUAUUACCUAUGUCCCUUCUCUUGUUAUAAGCUGAUAGUGUUUCCAGUGCUAUCAGAGUACUUACACUCAAAAACCAGAAUGAUGGAGAUGGCCAUUUUGGAUGGAAGCAACCACCUGCAGUUUUGUCUUGCCUUCUGCAUGUGCCAACUAGCCUUUAGUUCAAUUUAUUACCUUGCAGGGCAGAAUGAAACUAUUUGAAUAUAUGGAUUAUAUUCCACUGGCUUAGCCUGGGAUAAUGCUUCAUCUGGAUUCUUCGAGCAGUGAGCAGAGAGAGAGAAAUGCACAAGGAUGGAGUAGGACAAGUGUACUUAGGUUGCCAAAGUGGAAACUGGAAUGGGCUCCUGUACCUUUCAUGAAGAUGUGUUACCUUGUUGUACAACCAGCAUCAUCAAAGCUACAAAAGUUCUCCCCAGUCUUCGCUUUGGCAACCCUGUUGGAUGCUUCAGAAUAGGACUGCAGCAAAUCAUAAUUUUCUUCCUCGUCCAUGUUGGUAAAAAUCAAAUUCUUGGUUCCAGCUGGUCUAAACACAAUUGAUCAAUGGGAACUUGGAAGAAAAACCACACUCAAAUCCCACUCUAAUUAGCAAAUUAAUCUCUGUGCCUUUGGCCUUGCUAGAAAUAUAUUAUUGUAACUGUUUAGUUGUCUAGUUGCAUAACUGUUGUGGGCAUUUAUCCCAUAAAGGCAAUCCCCGACUUACAGAUAUCCACCUUACAAACGACUCGUAGUUAAGAAUGGGGGUGAGACAACAGUAAGUGAGAGAAAUCUACUCUUUGGAAGGAAAAUUCACUGCUAGAAGAAUUAUUAUCAUGGGGAAAAGAUGUCUCCACUGGAGCUUUAUCCCAAAUCCUCGUUUCUACAAUAAGCCAAAUUUUUCAAAAUCCAAUUAUCACAGGAACAGAAAGUGUGGUGAAAUCUUCUGAACAGGGGCACAGAAGGCAAAACAAAUGUUUCCAUCCCUAUCCAUACUGCCAUAGUUUGAACUGCAUUAUAUGGUCAGUGUAGACUCAUAUAAGGGAAAUUGAACUGUAUUGAACUGGAUUAUAUGAGUCUACACUGCCAUAUAAUCCAGUUCAAUCUGCAUUAUAAUGGCAGUGUCGAUGGGGCCUUGGGAGUGAUGAUAAUAAUAAUAAUAAUAAUAAUAAUAAUAAUAAUAAUAAUAAUAAUAAUAAUACUUUAUUUAUAUCCUGCCCUAUCUCUCUGUGGGGACUCAGGGCGUAAUCCUUCCCAUUGCCAUCCAAAAUUUAAAAAUGUUUAUAUUUGGCUGGAGUUACAUAUAUAUGUACUUGUUCCGAUUUAGAUACAAAUUCAGCUUAAGAACAAACCUAUAGAACUUAUCUUGUCUGUAACUGGAGUACUUUAACAUAAUGUGAUGUUGACCACAGGCAUAAUUGAGGCAUUUUUGGCACAAUUGUCCUUCCCCGUGUCCUCCCCAAAGUAGAAGGUUUCUAUGCUGUCUCUGAUGCCACUGGUGGCUUUUGUUUCUGCACAAAUUAUUACACAUUUUCCAAGAGACAAAGAAGAAGCAAGGAGAAGGAACAAAGGGAGGGAGAUGGAAGAGUGAAAAGGGAAUCCCAAUAUUUGAAUCUGCUGCGCACCAAAUGAUGCAAGGGCAGAGGGGGAGGGCACCUUUGAUUUUAUUAUGGGGCACCAAUUAAUCAGUACAAUAUAAACACCCAGUUUUCCCUUAAUGGCCAAGGAAGGUGAAUGGAUCAUCAAAAAGAAUUUUUUUGUACUCCUACUGCUGUUCUGUUGUGCUGUGCAACAUUUUGCUACAUAGACUAUUUUAUAGGAGAAAGCUAGAAAAAAAUAUUUAUUAUUAAUAUUAAAGCAAUAGUGCAUUUGGGGAGGGUGGGGAAUUGAAGAGACAUUAGAAAUUGUGUAAAUGCUUAGAUUCACUUUUGGUGGAUUUUUUUUGUACUUUAUUUAUAACUAAUAAAAUGAAUUGCAUUGCUAACUA